CCCCCUCUCUCUCUCUCUCUCCAAAAACUUUGUCUGUUGGCCUAUAGAAGUCCAAUCGCACACCACAAGGAAUUAAGGCAGAAGAAGAAGAAGCAGCAGCAGCAAACACAGAAGCUCUCUCCUCCAAAAAAAAAAAAUGUUGGUCAACACCAGUCCUUCACCCCUCCAUCCUUCUGACCCCUUCUCCAAUUGCUUGGAUUUCAAUGGGACCAUCAACAAGAGAAAGCGAAGACCGGCCGGCACCCCAGAUCCCGAUGCGGAGGUGGUGUCGUUGUCGCCGAAGACGCUGCUGGAGUCGGACCAAUACGUGUGCGAGAUCUGCAACCAGGGUUUCCAGAGGGACCAGAACCUGCAGAUGCACCGGCGAAGGCACAAGGUGCCGUGGAAGCUGCUCAAGCGGGAGACCCCCGUGGCAAGGAAGCGGGUGUUCGUCUGUCCUGAGCCAAGCUGCCUCCACCACAACCCGUGCCACGCUCUCGGGGACCUCGUUGGGAUCAAGAAGCACUUCCGCCGGAAGCACAGCAACCACAAGCAGUGGGUCUGCGAGAAGUGCUCCAAGGGCUAUGCCGUCCAGUCCGACUACAAGGCCCACAUCAAGACUUGCGGCACCAGGGGCCAUUCCUGCGACUGUGGCCGCGUCUUCUCCAGGGUCGAGAGCUUCAUCGAGCACCAAGAUGCCUGCAGUAUGAGCCGCCUGAGAGCCGACGACUCACAGGGCUUGCAGCCAGCAUGCUUGUCUCAGACUGCUUCGAGUCCAAGCCCGUCAAGCGACACCAAUCUCAGCACAACUCCAAGGCCAGGAAGCCGACUGAAUUGUUACAUGCUAAAUCCUUGUAACAAGGAUGAGAGUUGUCCAAGCCCUCCGGAUAUAAUUAUUUUAGGUACUCCCUUGUCAAGAAACAGCAACAGUGAUCCUGAAUUCCAGCACUACCAUAACUUGGAGCUUCAGCUCUCCAUCGGGUCCUCAAGCGACACCAGGCCCAAGAGGAACCAGGGUUUCCACGCGAAUUUCCCGGAGAACGAGAAGAAUGAUAAUGCCAAUAAAAGUUACAACAGCAUGAAACAUGAGAUGGUUGGUCUGCCUGAUGUAUUGAGAUUGGCGUUGGCGGAGAAGGCCUAUGCUGAGGAUGCAAGGAGGGAAUCAAGGAGAGAGGUGGAAGAAGCCGAAAGGGAGUUUGCAAGCGCGAGGAGAAUGAGGCAGCAGGCGCAGGCUGAGCUCGACAGGGCAAGGGCAAUGAAGGAGAGCGCAAGGAAGCAGAUCGACUCGGCUAUCUUAAUGAUAACAUGCCACGCAUGCAAGCAACAGUUCCUUCAAGGUAGGGAUUGCCACCAUGACCACCGAGCCCUUGGCAUGGCCAUUGAUGGGAUUAACAGCUCAUCCGCCAUUACAGAAGGAGAUCGAUGCUUAUGAAAGAUCCAAGUUCAAAGUCAUAAAAUCUUUUUUCGUUUUUCUUUGGGAAGGGCAUUAUUUGUUUAAUGUGUUUAAAAAGAAACUUUAAACACGUGAAGAAAGGGUUAAAAAGGGCUACGUUUAUCGUAGUCUUAAGUAUAGUGUGUUGAAUUUGAUUGGUGGGAGUGGAUUUAGUUGACUUGUACCUUCGUACUUUAUACCUUUCUGUAUCAUUAUAAUUCCUUGGAUUGAUUAGCAAAUAGAAAGAGUGUAUAGAAUUGCUGAUCA
Punica granatum (pomegranate) is the source of this 1678-nucleotide messenger RNA. The record is from RefSeq and is a predicted model, not a curated record. Lineage: Eukaryota; Viridiplantae; Streptophyta; Magnoliopsida; Myrtales; Lythraceae.